AUGGUAGUCGCAGUCCCACCUGGAACUGCGUAUGCACACUGCCGGUUCGGGGCAAUGCGCUUGUUGAAGCGCGAUAUUCUCGGGUACACGACGGUGCGUGUACCGGUUUUUCUGUGCGAACUCCGUGCUCAAUUUGAACAGCGAGAUGCACCCUGUGCCAGUUCUCGCAGCUUUGUGCAGGCACUACGCCUGCACUCGGUUCUGGGCCUCGUACGCCCUCACCAUAUCCGGAACGUCCUCCAUCAGGACGUUUUGCGGCUCCGACGUAUCUCGAUGGGGAGGAAAUCGUUUCCAACGAAAUCGGAAACGAGUCUAGUCUUGGCUCAUCCUGGGGGCUUCAAAGUCCACUAUCCGCUCGACAAUUCAACGUGUCGAGUUGCGAGUCAUCGACGCUAG
Molecule: messenger RNA, 396 nt
Organism: Phytophthora nicotianae INRA-310
Lineage: Eukaryota; Oomycota; Peronosporomycetes; Peronosporales; Peronosporaceae
Exons: 1
Coding region: 1-396 (131 amino acids)
Source: RefSeq, a predicted model, not a curated record